AUGGAGGGAAAGAAAAAACCCAAAAUUGAACCGUCCGAUUCGUUUUCUCUGAACCAAGAGUCUGUGCUUGCUGCGGUCUCGCCCCCGUCGCCUUCUUCACGGCUCCGUCGCCUUCUUUACAGCUCCGAAAGCACACUGGUCACUGAGCAAGGAAGUGAGCAAAGCAUGGAAAAAGGAAAAGAACAUCCAUCUAGCACCAGACCAUCUAGCUCAAAUCCCCCUUCCGCGGACAUACCAUCAAUUUCUCCAUACAUCCCAAUGCACGGUUACAACGCAGGACCCUCAUCCCCGAACAUACCAUCAACUUCUCCAAACAUUCCAAUGCACGGUUACUAUGGACCAAUGCAUGCGUGGUCAACGGGUUUUCUCCCAUUUUCUGCCGUCAACCAACAUCCAAGCAAUGUGCAGAAUACUAGUUACCCAUUUCAAGAUGGCAUGGAAGGGCAGUUGUCUCUCAGCAAUACCUCUGUUACAAGCAGAUUUAUUGGUACGGAGGAUAAUAGACCCAAUAUUGGAGAAAAUGAAUCGCCUGCUACAUCUUCUAGAGUUGAAGAAACUCAUUCUGAUAAACUAGAUGCAGAAGGCACUGAGUAUGGCAGUGCCGGAACAUCUGAGAAAGGGCCAAUGGAUGGUGAUAAUGAGCCAGUUUCGGGGAUGGAGUUUAAUUCCUUAGAAGAGUUAAUGAGUUAUUAUAAGGAAUAUGGUAAGAAAUGCGGGUUUGGGGUGAUGACAAAAAGGAGUGAGAGGGGAGAGGAUGAGACAGUUAGAUAUGUCACCCUUGCCUGUGCCCGUGGAGGCAAGGCCCGUAAUAGGAUUUUGAAUGUCGCCAACCCACGUCCAACAGGAAAGACGGAAUGUAAGGCAAAAAUUAAUGCCUUGAAAGUUACAAAUGGAAAGUUUCGGCUGACUACAGUUCACAAUAUCCACAACCAAGGACUGAGUCCAAAGAAAUCUCGCUUUUUUCGAUGUAAUAGAGAAGUGAGUGAAUCCGUUAAAAGAGUCCUAGAUACAAAUGAUAUGGCCAGCAUCCGAAUGAAUAAGAGCUUCGGGUCUCUUGUUGUGGGCGCGGGUGGUUUUGAGAACCUCCCGUUUUUGGAAAAGGAUUGCCGAAACUACAUUGACAAGGCACGACAUCUACGAUUGGGCGCAGGUGGUGCUGGAGCACUUCGAGAUUACUUUUUACGGAUGCAGUACAAAAAUCUGGGUUUCUUUGCACUAAUGGACUUGGAUGAUGACGGGAGGUUGAAAAAUGUUUUCUGGGCAGACCCCCGUAGUAGAGCAGCCUACCAAUAUUUCGGGGAUGUCGUAACCUUCGACACCACAUACUUGACUAAUCGGUAUGGGAUGCCUUUUGCCCCAUUUGUUGGUGUAAACCACCAUGGGCAGUCAAUUUUGCUGGGAGCUGGCUUGAUUUCCUCUGAGGAUACUGAGACAUUCGUAUGGUUAUUCCAAACUUGGUUGAAGUGUAUGGAUGGUAUAGCGCCGAAGGCUAUUAUCACUGACCAAGACAGAGCCAUGAAAAAUGCUAUUGCAAUUGUUUUCCCAGAAACCCAACAUAGAUUUUGCCUGUGGCAUAUCCUUAAGAAAGUUCCUGAAAAGCUUGGAUGUUAUGGUUCUUACAAAACUGGAAUGAAAACAUCACUAAUGAAAUGCGUGUAUGACACCCAAACGCCGGACGAGUUUGAAAACUCGUGGGAUGGCCUGAUUAGUACGUAUAGCUUGCAUGAGAAUGUUUGGUUGCAGAGUUUAUACACUGAGCGUGAGCAUUGGGUACCGGCAUUCUUGAAAAAUGUUUUUUGGGCUGGAAUGAGUACAACGCAGCGGAGCGAGAGCAUGAAUACCUUUUUUGAUGGUUAUGUUCAUGCUAAGACAAACUUGAAAGAGUUUGUCGAUCAGUAUGAUAAUGCCUUGAAGAAGAAGAUUGAGAAUGAAAAUUGCGCGGACUUCCAGUCAUUUAAUGUCACAAUUCCCUGCAUCUCUAGAUCUCCAAUUGAAAAGGGAUACCAAGAUUUGUAUACAAAUGCUAAAUUCAGGGAAGUUCAGCACCAACUUACUGGUAUUAUCGACUUGGACCCUGUUUUACUUAAGUCGGAUGUUCAUGGUAAGACCUAUGUGGUAGAGGAUGAAGUUCGUGUCGAAGAAUUCACUAAACUAGUUACAUAUUCAGUGAAUUUUUGUGAGGACGAUGCAGUCGCCAAGUGUUCUUGUGGUUUAUUUGAAAUGAGGGGGAUAGUGUGCCGGCACAUCUUCGCUGUCUUCAAAUGUAACGGGAUUAAGACAAUACCAGAUAGGUACAUUUUGGAUCGAUGGAGGAAAGACAUCAAAAGAAGAUACACGUUAAUCCACACCAGUUAUGAUGAAGGGGAUCAACGAGAAGAUGCUAAUAGAUAUUCAAGUCUGUUGAAUAUCUGUUAUAAGAUGAUUACUUGUGCGGCGAGUUCAAAAAAACAUACUGAGGAUGCAACAACUAAGUUAAAUGCAAUGAUUGACCUGUAUGAAGCGGACCAAGGACCUCCAUCGAUGACCGAAAAGGCCUUGAAUGUUGAUGGCACGACAAAUGACAGAACUACAGUUGGUAGUUCAACAAAAGUACUCAGUCCACGUGUUGUGCGAGGAAAAGGCCGACUCCCAUCUCUGAGGAGAGCAUCCAGGAUGGAGAGAGAACUGCGGAAAGUUAAGGAGAAGACAAAGAAAGCUGCGGAAAAGGGAAAACGCAAACAGCGUGAUGGGGGAGCUACACCAGUCGAGGACACUUGCAGGAGAUUAUUUCGCCCUUCCGAUGUGGACUUACCCAAUGUUGAACACGCGAGGGAAAUUGAAAGAAGCAUACCAACUGUUGAUAUUAGUGGAACACAGGCCCGAGAAACAGUACUUCAAAGUCAAGAAAGUAUGCAAUUUGGGUUUGAUGGAUCACAACCAUGACAACGAAAUAGUAACCAUCGUGGGCGCAGGACUUCUAAAACAAAACAAUCAACUCCAACAAAAGUUGAUGGUCAUCAGGGAACAAAAGCAUGAAGAUUGGAAGCAGCCACCUAAACCCAAGAAGUUUAUGGUCACAAAGAAUUAUGGCUAUAAGUAUGAAGACUGGAAGCAGUAACAUUUCUUUUGACUAUUUAUGGCUAUGUAUAUGCACGGUUAAAAUGUAUACUUUUGUUAUGAACUGAGUGUGUAGUUUUAAAGGUUUGAUGUAGCUCUGCAAAGGAAGGAGAUGACUACAAAGUCAAUGUGGCUAUUGGCUACUACCAUUUUUAUCUCUUAAUUGGUAGAAGUAAUUCUGCUGUUGGAGUAAUAAUCUGUCCUUUGAAUUUUGUGGCCUUUGUCAGACUAGUGGCUUUGACACUAACGGCAUCAGGA
Juglans regia (Persian walnut) is the source of this 3354-nucleotide messenger RNA. Its product is annotated as protein FAR1-RELATED SEQUENCE 4-like. The record is from RefSeq and is a predicted model, not a curated record. The transcript has 9 exons. Gene Ontology annotation, molecular function: zinc ion binding. Bases 1 to 2922 code for a protein of 973 amino acids. NCBI's taxonomy places the organism in Eukaryota, Viridiplantae, Streptophyta, Magnoliopsida, Fagales, Juglandaceae.